Exophiala spinifera is the source of this 1005-nucleotide messenger RNA. Its product is annotated as 2,3-dihydroxybenzoate decarboxylase. Bases 1 to 1005 code for a protein of 334 amino acids. Gene Ontology annotation, cellular component: cytoplasm; cytosol. The transcript has a single exon. Gene Ontology annotation, biological process: secondary metabolic process. Lineage: Eukaryota; Fungi; Ascomycota; Eurotiomycetes; Chaetothyriales; Herpotrichiellaceae. Gene Ontology annotation, molecular function: carboxy-lyase activity; hydrolase activity. The record is from RefSeq and is a predicted model, not a curated record.
AUGCUGGGCAAAAUCACGUUGGAAGAUCACUUCAAUCUGCCGGAUUUCGCAGAAAAGGCAAAGUGGUGGGCAGGUCUUUUUGCAGUCGAUGCAGACAAGCACGUCCGCGAGAUCAGCGAUGUCGGCAAGAUCAGGCUAGGUUACGCUGACGAGUACGGAGUCGGCUACCACAUUCUCAGCUACACGGCGCCGGGCAUCCAGGACAUUGCCGACCCCAAGAAAGCAAUUGAGCUGGCGAGGCAGGUCAACGACUACAUCUAUGAGCAGAUCAAGGACAAGCCAGACAGGUUUGGUUCAUUCGCGACGCUCUCGAUGCACGACCCUGCCGAGGCGGCCGCGGAGCUGAGAAGAUGCGUCGAGCAAUACGGGUUCAAGGGCGCCUUGGUCAACGACAUCCAGAUCGGCCCGGACGGAGAGUCUCUGAUAUUUUACGACAAGCCCGAGUGGGACGUGUUCUGGCAGACGUGCGUUGAGCUCGACGUCCCCUUCUAUCUCCACCCGAAACAGCCGACUGGCGUCGUGUACGAGAAACUGUGGGCGGACCGGAAAUGGUUGGUCGGCCCUCCUCUGAGUUUCGCACAAGGAGUGAGCUUGCACUUGCUGGGUAUGGUCGUCAACGGCGUGUUUGACAGGAACCCCAAGCUUCAAAUCAUCAUCGGCCACCUGGGCGAGCAUAUACCUUUCGACCUCUGGCGCAUCAACCACUGGUUCGAGGAUGUGAAGAAACCGCUUGGCCUGAAGGAGACGUGCAAGAAGACCAUCAGGGAUUACUUCCGCGACAACAUCUGGAUCACCACUUCGGGACACUUUUCAACGUCGACUUUGAAAUAUUGCAUCGAGGAGCUGGGUGGCGCCGACAGGAUCAUGUUCGCAACCGAUUAUCCGUUCGAGUGCUACAAGGACGCAUGCACGUGGUUUGACGGCUUGAAACUCGACGAAGGACAGAAGGAAGCAAUUGGAAGGCAGAACGCAUUGCGGUUAUUCAAGCUCAAGGAUGUUGCUUAG